CACAGUUACUACCAGGGGUGGACUGACCAUUCGAGCACUCGGGCACUGCCCGAGGGCCCGGGGUCAGUAGGGGGCCCCAUGAGAUGCCCCUUUUACCUUUUUAUAGGCUUUUUUGAGUUUGGGCAAGGACACAGGGGCCCCAUGAUCCCCUAUUGCCUGGGGGCCCAUGAGUUGUCAGUUCACCCCUGGCAGAAAUUCAUGCAAAAUCCAAAACUGACAGCUGUCACCAGAACAGGAAGUGAGGGGAAAUGUUCCAAUGGGGACACCUGCUCCAGUAACAAGAGGAGAUUUGCCCUCAAUUCCUGUUGCUUGCCCAGGAAAGGAAGUAAA
This is a messenger RNA of Staurois parvus, 330 nucleotides long. Lineage: Eukaryota; Metazoa; Chordata; Amphibia; Anura; Ranidae. The record is from the annotation of a GenBank genome assembly.